CCUUAUCUACACCGGUGUCCUCUCCUUAAUUCUCUCUCUCUUUUUUCUUCUUCUACAUUCCCCCGGCAUAUCCUGGACGUCUUUUGUACCAGCAUCUCGACAAUUGGGCCGCAAUCAUGGACGUGGCGAACGCGACAUUUGGCGCGUUGAACCAAACGCAAACCUACUUCAACGUUCUCGAGGAAGUUGGCAAAUACAAUGUUCACUUGAACCUGUUUGAGCGUCUCUGGGCCGCCUGGUACCUGUGGAUGGACAAUGACACUCUGGCGACUGGUCUCAUGAGCUUCUUCAUGCACGAGAUCAUCUACUUCGGCCGCUGCCUUCCCUUCAUGAUCAUGGACAAGAUCCCCUACUUCCACAAGUACAAGAUUCAGAACCAAAAGAUCCCCACGCUGAAGGAGCAGUGGGAUUGCGCCGCCAUCGUCCUCGUCAGCCACUUUACCGCCGAAUUGCCUCAGAUCUGGUUCUUCCACCCCAUUGCCACCUACUUCGGCAUGGAUUACGGCAUUCCGUUCCCCUCGGUCUUCACCAUGGCCUGGCAGAUUGCCCUCUUCUUCGUCAUGGAGGACACCUGGCACUACUGGUUCCACCGCACUCUUCACUACGGUCCUCUGUACAGGAGCAUCCACAAGAUGCACCACCUGUACUCUGCUCCUUUCGGCCUGGCUGCUGAGUACGCCUCUCCCAUCGAGACCGGUCUGCUUGGAAUCGGUGUCGUCGGAUCUCCCAUCCUGGUCCUCGCCCUCACCGGCAAGCUCCACCUCCUGACCAUGUACAUUUGGAUCACUCUGCGUCUCUUCCAGGCCAUUGACGCCCACAGCGGCUACGACUUCCCCUGGAGCUUGCGCCACUUCCUGCCUGUCUGGGCCGGCGCUGAGCACCACGACGUUCACCACGAGAAGUUCAUUGGCAACUACGCUUCCAGCUUCCGCUGGUGGGACUACAUGCUCGACACCGAGGCCGGUGCCGAUGCCCACCGAAGACGCCGUGAGAAGAAGUUGGCUGCUAUGAAGGCCAAGAAGGGCCAGUAAAGCAGCCUGCAAAUCCGUCUUGGUUACGACAAUUACACACUUAGGCGCAUCUUGACGAAAGAUGCGUCGAUUCUUCAAAGCCAAUCGAUAAACCGAGGGUUGCAUGAUUUUUGAAAAUACAAUGAGAAAAGGAAAAUAGAUUAAUAGUCAGCUUAAUAGCCUAGCUGCGGCAGCCUCCGAGAUGGCAAAAAGGCAUCAACCGGCGUUGGGAGGGGUGACGAGAGCAUGACUUCUUUCACGUUUUGUAUAUAUAUACGUACUUUGCGAGCACCUUAGACAUAUACUUAAUACAGCUCUUCGUCAGCUCCAUGUUUAAUUGGAAUCAAUGGGAGAUCCUUGUUUUGAA
Messenger RNA from Trichoderma atroviride IMI 206040, 1377 nucleotides. RefSeq lists its product as uncharacterized. Lineage: Eukaryota; Fungi; Ascomycota; Sordariomycetes; Hypocreales; Hypocreaceae. The record is from RefSeq and is a predicted model, not a curated record. Gene Ontology annotation, molecular function: C-4 methylsterol oxidase activity; iron ion binding. Gene Ontology annotation, cellular component: endoplasmic reticulum membrane. Gene Ontology annotation, biological process: ergosterol biosynthetic process.